Aspergillus candidus is the source of this 2523-nucleotide messenger RNA. RefSeq names its product putative GPI anchored endo-1,3(4)-beta-glucanase (gene eng2). The record is from RefSeq and is a predicted model, not a curated record. Bases 292 to 2337 code for a protein of 681 amino acids. Gene Ontology annotation, biological process: glucan catabolic process. Gene Ontology annotation, molecular function: hydrolase activity, hydrolyzing O-glycosyl compounds. Lineage: Eukaryota; Fungi; Ascomycota; Eurotiomycetes; Eurotiales; Aspergillaceae. The transcript has a single exon.
GGUCGUGUCCCUGCAAGGGUUCGUCUUCCUUUCCAUUUCGUCACUUACAUUCUUUGCUUCGCUAUCUCGUCGCCGUGGAUUGAUUCCCGCCUUUUGUUUACCUUCCUUUCUUUCUAUAGCUACUCAGCCUCGACGGUUGGGUGCCAUUCUUUUCGAGUCAUUCUCUCCCCGUCUGUCUUUUUGGAUUUGCUAGUCAAUCAGUUUGAGAUCUCGAUCUCUCCAAUUCCACCUUUGUAAUAUCAACAAAGACGUCGAUCAUUUACCUGCUCACUACGCAACGUCCUACUGACGAUGUCUUCGUCGCUUAUCUGGAGCGUAGGGGCGCUCGCCCUCUCGUCCCUGGUCUCUCCGGCGGCUGCCGCCGCCAAGGAGAGCUAUCAACUGCUGGAAAACUGGCAUGGUGAUACCUUCUGGGAUGGGUGGGACUUUUACGAUUCCCCCGAUCCCACCAAUGGUUUCGUCACCUACACCAAUCAGAGCCAUGCCGAAGACACAGGCCUGAUUGACAUCACCUCGCGCGGCAGCCUCUACAUGGGUGUGGAUCACAAGUCCAAGCUCGACCCCAGUGGCCCGGGCCGGGAGUCGGUUCGCCUUGAGACCAAGGGCUUCUACAAGGAAGGCCUGUACGUCCUGGAUCUAGCGCAUAUGCCGGGGAGUAUCUGCGGCACCUGGCCCGCAUUCUGGUCCGUCGGUCCCAGCUGGCCUGAGGACGGCGAGAUCGACAUCAUCGAGGGGGUCAACAAGCAUGAUUCCAAUAAGAUCGUUCUGCACACCAGUGGGAGCUGUGACGUUGAGGGCGGCAAUGAGAUGCUCGGCGACAUGAGCUCCGGGGAGUGUGGCGAAGCCUCUGGCACCAUUGGCUGCGUGGUCAAGGGCAACAAGGGCUCCUCGGGAGACCCGUUCAACAAGCAGGGCGGCGGUGUCUAUGCCAUGGAGUGGACGGAGAAGUUCAUCAAGAUUUGGUACUUCCCCCGCGACUCGAUCCCACCAUCCAUCACCGAUGGUCACCCCGAUAGCUCGACCUUCCCUACGCCCAUGGCCCACCUUCAAGGCUCGUGUGACAUCGCUGCCCGUUUCAAGCCGCAGAAGUUCAUCCUCGACACCACUUUCUGCGGUGACUGGUCCGGCAACGUCUAUGGUGACUCCAGCUGCCCCAUCAGCGACUCGAGCAACCCCAUGCAGAGCUGUGUCGACUACGUGGCGGAGAACCCGGAGGCCUUCAAGGAGGCCUACUGGGAGAUCAACUCCAUCAAGCUGUACCAAUAUGGCGUGCCUAAGCCCUCGGCCACCAAAUUAUCGGCCGCUACCUCCGCAGUGUCAACCACCAGCAUCUCCGUGUCCGAUUCGACCCCCACCAGCUCUGGCUUCCUUUCCGCUACCACCUCGGUCUCGGUGUCCGAGCACGAUUCUGAGUCCACUGCCACCCACGUCCCCGAAGGGCCGGAGAAGACCCACACCGAGUCCGCCCACGCAACCCCGACUUCCGCCACCGAGACAACAACGGCCGUACCCGAGAACACGCCUCCUCCGGCCCCCAAGGAGACUCCCAAGGAGACCCCCACCGCUGCCCCGGUUGCCCCGCCGGCCGACCAGGGUGCUCACGCCUCGGCUUCCAAGAGCACUCGUUUCGUGACGGAGACGACGACCUAUUGCCCCGAAGAAGCCUCCUCGGCGGCCGCUGGCGGCGAAACGGGUGCCGUGCCGAUCCCGGCCCCCAGCCAUGGUGCCGAUGCGCCGCCGAGUGAUGACAGCAGCGACGGGGGGGUCAGUGUCAUUCCAGUCCACCCCACUAAUGCCGGGUCUGAUCCUACUCCCGCGGUCCCCCAUGACAGCAACGACAACGGUGUCACUGUUGUUCCGGUUCACCCUCCUAAGGACGAGCCGGAACCUGCUCCCGCCACUCCCGCCGCUCCCGCCGUUCCAGCUGGCGAUUCCGACGCUGCUGGCCAAGAUCCCGCCCAGUCGGGCUCGGGAAUCACUCCUCCCACUCCCCCGUCCAAGGCCCAAGAUCCUGACGCUUCUGGCGUCCCUGCUCAGCCUGCCCCUCCGGCUGAUGACCCUUCCGCGCCUGCUGUGCCCUCCGGCGCUGAUGCGGUCGGUGGCUCGAGCCAUGCUACAAACGCCGCCCCCCUCCCCAGUAUCGAGGUUUCGUCGUCUUCUCGGUUCCUAUUCGCGACCCCCACCAGCGCUGUCCAAGGUGCUUCUUCCACGGCGAGCGGGUCUACCAACCCCUCUGCGACUACCCCUGGCACAGCCAUGUUCACCAGCGCUGCCGACAAGCUGUCGAUGCGCACCCCAACUCUCCUUUUUGCAUGUGUCCUGGGGCUCCUGGUCUAGUCCGACAUCUGUUUUUAGACAUCAUUCCUUACCAUUUGAUUUCACGGCACUAUAUCCAGGAGAGAUUGCUUGAAACAUAUUUAAUUCUGUCCUCUUUCCGCUUUAGACUACGUAUCUUUAUUUCCUAUACUGUUCUUUUAGCUGUGCCUUAGAGGUUUUCUUGAUAUCCUAAUUGUCGCUAUUGAC